Vicia villosa (hairy vetch) is the source of this 1125-nucleotide messenger RNA. RefSeq lists its product as uncharacterized. Gene Ontology annotation, molecular function: nucleic acid binding. The transcript has a single exon. Lineage: Eukaryota; Viridiplantae; Streptophyta; Magnoliopsida; Fabales; Fabaceae. The coding region runs from base 1 to 1125 and encodes 374 amino acids. The record is from RefSeq and is a predicted model, not a curated record.
AUGGAGGAGCUUUGUGCAAAGGGACUUUUUGCAAUUUUCAAAGGAUAUGGUUUGAUGUUGGAGGUGGCAAUACCGCCAAAAAGAGACAACAAGGGCAGUAGAUAUGGCUUUGUGAGGUUUAGGAAGGUGAACAACGAAAGAGAAUUAGCAAUCAAGCUGGAUAACAUAUUCAUCAGUGAAAGAAAACUCUAUGCAAAUAUACCUAGGUUUAACAGAGUUAGAAAGGAUUACGUAAAAGUUGAUCAAGUUGGGGUGGAUGCGAAGGGUGUAGCGGAAGUCACGUACAAGGAGGAUGGUUAUCGUGAAGACGAUAAGAACAACAAAGCAAGAAGAGGAGAAACAUCAUAUGUCAAUAUGGUAAAAGGAAAUAUGGGAAAUGACAUAAGAUUUAUGGAAGGACAAGGGAAGAAUAUCAAGGCACAAGAAAAGGAAAGAAACAUAUUAUGGUGGUGUGGAAGAGAGAAAAUGUCGAGAUUUGCUCACCUUCAGAUUAAUAUAGAAGAAGCUGAGAUGUCAAGGUUUGAGAAAGCUUAUGUUGGGGUUGUGGAAACGUCGGGUAUAACAUACAAUAUACAAGAAGCCUUCCAUACAGAAGGUUAUUUCAAGGUAAAAGCCACACCUUUGGGAGUCAAUCUUUGUCUGUUGGAGAAGCAUGAGGAAGGUGAGACUAAAGCACUUAUUGAGGAAGCUAAGGACUGGGUUGGGCAAUUGUUUUCAGACAUCCAUCCCUGGUCUCCAGGAGAUGUCGACAAUGAAAGGUUAACAUGGAUGAGAGGUUAUGAAUUACCAUGUCAUGCUUGGUACCCAAAAGUGUUUGAAUUCAUUUCAAGUCUGGUGGGUAUAUAUGUUUGUUCAGAUGAUGAAACACGUGAACACAAAAGAAUGGAUGUUGCGAGAUUUCUUGUUAGGACCAAAUAUUCUCUUGUGUUGAAUGAAACUAUAAAUGUGGAAAUCAAUGAUCAAGUUUAUCAAAUCAAGCUGGUGAAGGACAUGCAUGGCCCUAAACGCAUUAUCGUCCCCAAUGAAUGCAAUAAAGAUGAUCCUUCUGAAGAUUCCAAUUCGGAGGAAAAAGAUGGGGAGGAUAGCGCGUGGAAUGAAAAGGAGGAACACGAGAGUGAGGGGUGA